Molecule: messenger RNA, 1297 nt
Organism: Salvelinus sp. IW2-2015
Lineage: Eukaryota; Metazoa; Chordata; Actinopteri; Salmoniformes; Salmonidae
Source: RefSeq, a predicted model, not a curated record
ACUCCCUAAAGCUGCCAUAGUGGUGGCACAGUCGGUAUUACCGUAUCGCUGCYUUUGGCUACCAUGCUUUCCGCAUGCGCCAGGAUGACAUCAUCUACGACUGCCUUCCCCUCUACCACUCUGCAGGUAAUAUCAUGGGUGUAGGCCAGUGUCUCAUCAAUGGACUCACUGUGGUGGUGAAGAAGAAAUUCUCAGCCAGUCGCUUCUGGGAAGAUUGCAUCAAGCACAACUGCACUGUGGUGCAGUACAUAGGGGAGAUCUGUCGCUACCUGCUGUCCCAGCCGGUGCGGCCAUCUGAGAAGGGUCACCGRGUUCGCCUGGCGGUGGGGAAUGGGCUGCGCCCUAGCGUCUGGGAGGCCUUCACCGAGCGCUUUGGGGUGGCCCAGGUUGGGGAGUUCUACGGAGCCACCGAAUGCAACUGUAGCAUCGCCAACAUGGACGGCAAGGUGGGAGCUUGUGGGUUCAACAGCCGCAUCCUGCCMAAUGUGUACCCAAUCCGCCUCAUGAAAGUGGAUGAGGAGACCACGGAGCUGGUGAGGGACAGGCACGGCCUGUGUGUGCCCUGCCUUCCUGGGGAGCCAGGGCUGCUGGUGGGAAGGAUCAACCAACAGGACCCGCUACGGAGGUUUGAUGGCUACGCCAACCAGGACGCCACCAGGAAGAAGAUCGCCAACAACGUCUUCAAGAAAAAUGACUCGGCAUAUCUGUCAGGGGAUGUGUUGGUGAUGGAUGAGCUGGGCUACAUGUACUUYCGGGACCGCAGUGGGGACACKUUCCGCUGGAGAGGAGAGAACGUCUCCACCACCGAGGUGGAGGGAACACUGAGUGGUCUGCUGGGCCAGGCCGAUGUGGCUGUGUAUGGGGUAGCUGUACCAGAUGUGGAAGGGAAGGCAGGGAUGGCUGCCAUCGCAGACCCAACAGGGACAUUUGACUGUGAUGCGUUCCUGCGAGAGGUCCAACAGGCCCUGCCUCCUUACGCCCGCCCCGUGUUCCUACGCAUCCCACAAGUAGACACCACAGGUACCUUUAAAAUCCAGAAGACGGUUGCAGAGGGAGGGAUACGAUCGCGCUUAUCAACCGACCAGAUUUACUUUUUGAACUCCAGAGCAGGGCGUUAUGAGGCUGUGAAUGAGGAGCUACACAGUGCUAUAGUGGAGGUAGAAUGGCUCUAUAGAUGGACUACUUUAAGCUGGGUUUACACAACACGUUUAUGAGGCUGUUUGAGCCACAGCUUGUUGUAGCUAGUUAAAUCUAAUCACAUAACUGUUUUCGGCGAGACAGGUGGUAUGGACAAUCU